Messenger RNA from Humulus lupulus (European hop), 1911 nucleotides. RefSeq names its product probable beta-1,3-galactosyltransferase 2. Bases 330 to 1559 code for a protein of 409 amino acids. Lineage: Eukaryota; Viridiplantae; Streptophyta; Magnoliopsida; Rosales; Cannabaceae. The record is from RefSeq and is a predicted model, not a curated record. Gene Ontology annotation, cellular component: Golgi membrane. Gene Ontology annotation, molecular function: hexosyltransferase activity. The transcript is spliced from 11 exons.
UCGGAGUCUCUUGCCUGCAAAGAAGAGUUUCUUCUAGUGAGAGAAAUUGUAGAGAGAGAGAGAGAAAUACAAGGAUAAAGAAAGGAACAAAACUGCAACUUUGAGAAAGAAAAAAACAAAUACCUGAGAGCUAUAUACCUUAAUAUGUUUCUGAUUAUCUAUACCUUCAAUUUUGUUUAGGAGCUCACUUUCAAAAUUGGGUCAUUUUUUUUUCUUGGCCUAAUCUGAUUCUGGGGCUAUACAAUUUGGUCAUGUUUUUCUGAAUUGUAUAUGGGUUUUUGUUGAAAAAUUAUUUGACUUUGGAGCUAGAAGUGAAUUUUAGGAAGAAGAUGUCUUGGAAAAGCAGAGGAGAGAAGCCUUCAGGGAGCAUCAUACCUCAAAAAUGGGCUCUUUUUCUAUGUUUAGGCAGCUUCUGUGCUGGAAUGCUCUUCACCAAUAGGAUGUGGAACGUUCCUGAAACUAAAGAUAUUACAAGAACAACUUCAAUGGAAGCUGAAAAACUAAAACUAGUCUCCGAGGGUUGUGGUCCAAAAUCUUUGCUUCAGAAGGAGGUAAGACGCGACCCAAAAGACAUUUAUGGGGAGGUUUUUAAGACUCAGAAUGCAAUACAAACGUUGGAUAAGACCAUUUCAAAUUUAGAGAUGGAGUUAGCUGCAGCAAGAGCUGCACAAGAAUCCAUACGCAGCGGUGCUCCCUUAUCGGACAACUUAAAAAAGACUGGCUCAUCUGGGAGUGGGAAGAGAAAAUAUCUUAUGGUUGUUGGUAUUAACACUGCUUUUAGUAGCCGGAAAAGAAGAGAUUCAGUUCGAGCUACAUGGAUGCCACAAGGCGAGAAAAGAAAGAGGCUUGAGGAGGAGAAGGGCAUUAUCAUUCGAUUUGUCAUUGGUCAUAGUGCCACAUCAGGGGGUAUUCUAGACAGAGCUGUUGAAGCAGAGGACAAGAAACAUGGAGAUAUUCUAAGACUGGACCACGUUGAAGGUUACCUUGAAUUGUCUGGCAAGACAAAAAUAUAUUUUGCUACUGCUGCUGCUUUGUGGGAUGCUGAUUUUUAUGUCAAAGUUGAUGAUGACGUACAUGUAAAUAUAGCAACGCUUGGAGAAACGCUAGUCAGACAUCGGUCGAAACCACGGGUGUACAUUGGAUGCAUGAAAUCUGGUCCAGUCCUUGCACAAAAGGGAGUGAGAUACCAUGAACCUGAAUACUGGAAAUUUGGCGAAAAUGGAAACAAGUAUUUCCGUCAUGCCACCGGACAGCUAUACGCCAUUUCAAGAGAUUUGGCUCAGUAUAUAUCAAUAAACCAGCAUGUCCUGCAUAAGUAUGCUAAUGAGGAUGUCUCUUUGGGAUCUUGGUUCAUCGGACUUGACGUGGAACAUAUUGAUGAUCGAAGAUUAUGUUGUGGUACUCCACCUGACUGUGAAUGGAAGGCCCAAGCAGGAAACAUCUGCGUUGCCUCAUUUGAUUGGACCUGCAGCGGGAUAUGUAGGUCAGCCGACCGGAUCAAAGAAGUCCACAGGCGAUGCGGAGAGGGUGAGAAUGCUUUGUGGAGUGCUUCAUUCUAAGCGGCAGCUCUUUCAGUUCCUCCAGCCUCAGGAAGGAUUUUCGAGCUCCUAGUACAAAAGCAUACACACGUAUUUUUGACUUUUUUUUUAAUUUUUUAUCUUUUUAGUUGGGGUAUAGUAAAAUUGUACCAUCACAUAUAGAGAGGGAGAGUGAGAGAGAGGGAGAAAUGUGCUAAAUGGGAUGGGACCACCUCCAUUUUAGUAUAGGAGAAUGGCCAUUGUAACAGCCCAAAAUGGAAGCAGAGCUAGAGGCUGACAACCACAAUUCUUUGAGGCUUGAAGAGCCAAUUUGUAAGUUACAGUUCUAUUAUGGCUUAUCAAGUGCUUAAUAAAUACACAUAUUUGUGGGGGA